Messenger RNA from Cuscuta epithymum, 1310 nucleotides. The record is from the annotation of a GenBank genome assembly. NCBI's taxonomy places the organism in Eukaryota, Viridiplantae, Streptophyta, Magnoliopsida, Solanales, Convolvulaceae.
UCUGUAUUUGUUAAAUCAUACGCACUACUAUUUCUCCACUGCCCCAUCUCCGCUUCAGUUUCAGACCUCCAUAUUCAGUGUGCUUCGAUCGUUAUUUCCUAAACCGUUGGUAGAGAAGAUUGCAGACACCUGCAGACGUAUAUAAGUCUUGAUCAGUUGUCAUGAGUGUCCCAGACUUGAAUUUUUGUGUGGGUGAAGAGACUCCUAUUGUUAAUGAAGAGUACAGGGGUUCAAAUAAUCAGCUUCUGGAAGAAGGAAAUAUUGAAAUAGAACCUGAAAUCGGGAUGGAGUUUGAGAGUGCAGAAAACGCUUACAAUUUUUACAACUCAUAUGCAAGGAAGAUUGGUUUUAGUGUGCGUAUUUUCCGAACUAACAAAAACAGAGUUGAUAGUACACUAAUUCAACGUCAAGUUUUAGUGUGCUCAUGUGAGGGAUUUUACAAGAAAAUCAAGACACCUCAGAAGAAACGAGACGAGACACGUUGUGAUUGCAAAGCAUCCUUUACAUUUAAACGUCUUCCAAAUGAGAAGUAUCAAGUGAUUGGUUUUGAAUCAGUACAUUCUCACGACCUUGCGCCAUUUGAACAUUCUGGUUACUUGAGGUCUCAAUGGAAAAUUGAAUUUACGCAAGCUGAAAUGAUGACCACAAUGCAUGCAUCCGGCUUGAAGCAAGGACAGAUUUUCUCAUAUAUGUGUGAAGAAGCCGGUGGAACUCAGAACCUUAAUUUUACAAGAUCAGAUUGCAAUAACUUCCUUCAAAGAAAGCGAUCUGAGUUUUUCAAGAAAGGUGAUGCAGAAUGUCUUCUAGAAUACUUCAAGCAGAAGAAAAAUGAGAACAAGAAUUUCUUCUAUUCAUUUAGGUCACAUGAAGAUGGUGAAAUAUGUGGAGUAUAUUUUUGUGAUGCAAAAUCUAGACGGGAUUAUGGGUUGUUCGGUGAUGCUAUAUGUUUUGAUACGACUUUUCGGACAAAUAAGUAUGACAUGUUGUGCGCACCAAUUGUAGGCAUAAACCAUCAUGGACAAACAUCAUUGUUUGGUUGUGGCCUACUAGAUGGUGAAACAUAUGAUGCAAUUACUUGGUUGUUCAUUACCUUUUUCGAGGCAAUGGGAGGAAAGAAACCAAAGAGCAUAUUCACUGAUCAGUCCGCUGCUAUAUCUGCGGUAGUUGAUGAGCUAUUACCUCAAUCCCAUCAUGGGUUGUGUUUGUAGCAUUUAUGUCAAAAUGCGGCAAAAAAUUUGAGUUGUAACGGAUACAAAACAUUUUCACAACAAUUCAAAUCAUGCUAAAUGGGAGUAAAAACGUUUUGAAAU